AUGACAAAUACAGAUGAUAUUUUUGAAAGAAUAAUAGAGUCUCUGAAUUCAUCUCGAAACAAUUCUAUUUCGCUACCUUGUAACAAUGAGGAUUAUGUGGCCCCUAUAUUGGAUUACACUUCAGAAGUAUUUAGUAAUCCUAACAUUGAAUACAACCAUAUUCAUUUAGUUUGCUGUGACGGCGAACCACAUGCACAUCCGGCCAAGGUACCAUUGAGACGUUGGUCAAGAUCUCGGUCGAUUGUGAGUAAUUCAUUGAUGAAUUGCAUUAAUGGCCAAACAUCAGCCGGAAAUCAUACAGACUCCAUUCCUUGCAUAGAUGACUCAGAAGGGUGUACUUCGAGGAACAAAAGUACUAGUACGCUAAGCAAUUGCCCCAAGGAGGCCAUAGAUAGAACCGUCCCACCAAUGCAUAAUUCCAAUCAUAAAACUGAUCCAACGACACAAAAUAGCCCCGGUAGUUCGCCAUACCAGGAGAAAUUCAACCGCAAUUCAAGUUCUGGCUCUGGAAUUCGUGAUAACUCGUCCAAUUUAAGUCUGUCUACCAAUGCGUAUAUAGAUUUUUAUUCGUACGCAGACAUGUUAAAUAGCGAAAUUGCCGAGGGAUUCCACAGCGACAGCCAAACGGAUAGAAUUUCAUAUGUUGAAGACCUGAGCUGUGCAGAUAUGUCAUCUCGGUUUUCUACCAUAAGUAUGGACGAUUACGUCAACUGUAUAGUGAGCGAAAGGGGUUCCUAG
Molecule: messenger RNA, 738 nt
Organism: Debaryomyces hansenii CBS767
Lineage: Eukaryota; Fungi; Ascomycota; Pichiomycetes; Serinales; Debaryomycetaceae
Exons: 1
Coding region: 1-738 (245 amino acids)
Source: RefSeq, a predicted model, not a curated record